Messenger RNA from Quercus robur (English oak), 438 nucleotides. RefSeq lists its product as uncharacterized. Gene Ontology annotation, molecular function: zinc ion binding. Lineage: Eukaryota; Viridiplantae; Streptophyta; Magnoliopsida; Fagales; Fagaceae. The record is from RefSeq and is a predicted model, not a curated record. The transcript has a single exon. The coding region runs from base 1 to 438 and encodes 145 amino acids.
AUGAUAUUGAAGUCUAGAGACAAGCCUAUCUUGGCACUGUUUGAGUGGAUUAGGGUUAGACUUAUGACUAGGUUUUACACAAAAAGGGAAGGGAUACAGAAGUAUGCUGGAAAGUUGUGUCCAAGCAUACAAGAUAGGUUGGAGAAAUUAAAGGUUGAAAGUAAGCCAUUUAGUGCUACUCCAACUGGCAGUUUCCUUUAUGAGGUAGGCAGUCAGUAUAAGAGACAUGUAGUUGAUUUGGUGAAGAAGACAUGUAGCUGUAGGUCUUGGGAUUUAAAUGGCAUUCCUUGCAAACAUGCCAUAACAGCCAUUUAUAUAAACAUUGAGACACCAGAAGACUAUACCCACCCAUGCUACUUCAAAGAAACUUACAUGGAGAUAUACAAAGAGGUACUUCCUCCCAUGCCUGGCCAGUUAGAAUGGGCUGAGACUGGAUAG